Aspergillus welwitschiae is the source of this 384-nucleotide messenger RNA. RefSeq lists its product as uncharacterized. The transcript has a single exon. The record is from RefSeq and is a predicted model, not a curated record. The coding region runs from base 1 to 384 and encodes 127 amino acids. Lineage: Eukaryota; Fungi; Ascomycota; Eurotiomycetes; Eurotiales; Aspergillaceae.
AUGGCAUACUCCCCCUCAUACCUCGCCCUCACCAUCGCCUCAAACCACUCCCUCUCCAUUCUCGCCAACAUCUCCUCUGCCGUUUCUCCUCCUCCUUCUUCUUCCCCAUACUCUUCUUCCUCCCUAAUCUCCCCCUCCUCAACCUCCUCCACCUCCUUCUCCCUCACCACCCCCUUCCCUCUCCUCUUCUUCAAAGACCCAGAGGGUAAUAUUUCCUCACACCCCCUAAGACCAAUAAACCUCCCAAACCUCCUCCUCUUCACCUCCAACCCCACCUCCUCAUCCCGCACAUACCCCUUCGCACCACCACCAUCCCUCCUAAUCCACGGCUGCACAAUCCUCACCGGAUACCAGAACGUGCCGCGCACCGGCGGAUCCACCUGA